CAACACUUGUGAUUUAAUUGUCCACGCAGGAUGCUUAGCAGUAAUGAACAGCGUUAGUACAGGGUCACCGCCCUCACAUGUUACGCAGUACCAUCAUAAUUUAGUGAGAACACUCUAGUACGUGUGUCUGUCGCUACCGUCAUCGUUAUCAACGGAGGCUGUCGAUAAACGGUGCACGAUGCCGCUAAUAACAAAAUGUAUGUGUUGGGACAACAUCUACUCUGCAUCGAGAGCCGCUGCCAUGUACACACUGUGUUUAUCGACAAACCUGUUGCUGCUAUAUUUAUUUAAAUUUUCAACGUACAUUCCUGCGCACGACGAAGACCCUUUUAUGGUGGUUGUUUACAAAGCUUGGUUUCUCCUGCUCCUUAUUUACGCUCUGUAUUUCAUCACUUCGUUUAUAUUGCUCAAUGGAAUCGAAAAGGCUUUCGUUGGAAUGGUAUUAUUUUUUCUCACUUUCCUCGUCGCAGCCGAAAUAAUAGAAACAGGAAUUAUAGUUUUAUUGCUAGUAGAAGGAGGAUUCACGUCUACAAUUCAUGUAGAAUUCUCACUUUAUAUUGUAAAGUUAGUGCCCAAUAUUCUGAUAUUCGUCGUCGUGUUAUCGUGCUAUCAGGCGCUAAAAGAACAAAAAAGGAACGAAAAAAACUAUGAUGAUCUUGUUAGAAAGCGUGACUGUUCUGUGAUGACUUGACUGAGCAUAUACUGGGCCUGAUCGUACCCGGCAGUCCGAUGCCAAGUGCAGUUGACCGUGAUGACGAAGGUGGAUUUGAUGAAAUUUACCAACCUAGACCGAGUACUAGCGGUAAUAACAACAAUGCCAACCUGUCACAGCUAGAUAGCGCAAGUGCGUAUAUUGACAGUGGGGGCGCUAGAGCAGUGUAAUGGUGAUAACGUAUCCGGAACCCAAAAUAUUAUAUGAUUCAAAAUACUAAAAUUAAACUUUUGAAAUUAUGUAAAAUUUAAUAUUUAUUGAUGUGAAUAGUCUGUUAUUUAUAGUUAUUCUAGCAUUAUAACUGCCAAAUACGAAAGUAUGCCAAACUUCUCACAUGAUUAAAAAGUUGUCCGAGCCAUACUAUAAACCAUUGUUGACAGCUUAACACGUCCAAAAUAAAUAUUUUUAUUAUUAAUAUUUUAAUAUGUUAUCAUAUAUUGAAAUUAUAUAUAGUAUUUAAAUAUACAAUUAAGGUCGUAGUUGUCGCUUUAUAUUUGUAUAAUAUCUAUAAGUAGGAUAAGAGGGAUGGUUACUGAAAAAAUACUGGGAAACUGCAAUUCUGUAUUGUGUUUUUAAAGUUUAAAAAGUAUGGGUACUUCCAUUUAUUAUUUAAACAUUA
This is a messenger RNA of Saccoglossus kowalevskii, 1331 nucleotides long. RefSeq lists its product as uncharacterized. Lineage: Eukaryota; Metazoa; Hemichordata; Enteropneusta; Harrimaniidae. The record is from RefSeq and is a predicted model, not a curated record.